CCGUAUUCCAUGAGCCCAAAAUACGGUAUUCCCGUACGUACGCCUCUCACAUCCACGUAUAUUCCCUCCUCCUCCUUCUCUCUCCAACCUUUCCUCCUCUUCUCUUCCAUUCCAUUCCAUUCCAUUCCCCAAACCAAACCCAACCCACCGCCACCGCCACCGCCACCGCCGCCGCCGCCUCUACCCCCAUUCCAUAUCGCCGCCGGCGCCAUGCCCGGCGCGGCGGCCCACGCGGUGGACCCACGGGGCGCCGCCGCCCCGGCCCCCGCCUCCCCUGCCCCCGUGGCGAAGGCGGAGGCGGAGGCGAAGGCGAAGGCGGGGGGAGGGUGCGAGCCGGCGCGGAAGGCGGGGGCCGUGACGAUGGAGCACGUGCUGCUGGCGCUGCACGAGACGGAGGCGGAGAGGGAGGCGCGGAUCCGGGACAUGUUCGCCUUCUUCGACGUGGACGGCCGCGGGCAGCUUGACUACGCGCGGAUCGAGGCCGGCCUCGCCGCGCUGCAGAUCCCCGCCGAGUGCAAGUACGCGCGGGAGCUUCUCCGCGCCUGCGACCGCGACCGCGACGGCCGCGUCGGGUACGACGACUUCAGGCGGUACAUGGACGACAAGGAGCUCGAGCUCUACCGCAUCUUCCAGGCCAUCGACGUCGAGCACAACGGCUGCAUCCUCCCCGAGGAGCUCUGGGACGCGCUCGUCAAGGCUGGUAUAGAGAUUGAUGAUGAGGAGCUUGCACGAUUUGUCGAGCAUGUGGACAAGGACAACAAUGGAAUUAUUACUUUUGAAGAGUGGAGGGACUUUCUUUUGCUAUAUCCUAAUGAAGCAACCAUUGAGAAUAUUUAUCAUCAUUGGGAAAGAGUUUGUCUUGUAGAUAUAGGUGAACAGGCUGUUAUACCAGAAGGCAUUAGUAAGCAUGUCAAUGCAAGUAAAUAUCUGAUUGCAGGAGGGAUUGCAGGUGCUGCAUCUCGGACUGCAACUGCACCUCUUGACCGCCUUAAAGUAAUCAUGCAAGUACAGACUACACGAACUACCGUCUUGCAUUCAAUUAAGGAUAUAUGGAGCCAAGGUGGCAUGGUGGCAUUUUUUAGAGGGAAUGGAUUGAAUGUUGUGAAAGUUGCUCCAGAAAGCGCAAUAAGAUUUUAUGCCUAUGAAAUGCUAAAAGAAUAUAUUAUGAAGAGCAAAGGAGAAAAUAAGAGCGAAGUUGGUCCUUCUGAACGUCUCGUAGCUGGUGGUUUGGCUGGUGCAGUAGCACAAACAGCAAUUUAUCCUGUAGAUUUAGUGAAAACACGAUUGCAAACUUAUUCAUGUGUGGAUGGUAAAGUACCUAGUCUUGGUGCAUUGUCAAGGGAUAUAUGGAUGCACGAGGGUCCUCGAGCAUUCUAUAGAGGUCUGGUUCCAUCUUUGCUUGGUAUUGUCCCUUAUGCUGGAAUUGAUCUUGCUGUAUAUGAGACAUUGAAAGAUGUAUCCAAGACAUAUAUCCUGAAGGACAGUGAGCCUGGUCCUCUAGUACAACUGGGCUGUGGGACUGUCUCGGGAGCCUUGGGGGCAACAUGUGUUUACCCUCUACAGGUUAUCAGGACAAGACUGCAAGCUCAACGAGCCAACUCAGAGUCUGCAUAUAGAGGAAUGUCUGAUGUAUUCUGGAGAACCCUACAGCAUGAGGGUGUUUCUGGAUUCUACAAAGGAAUCCUACCAAAUCUUCUUAAAGUGGUGCCUGCGGCAAGUAUUACCUACCUAGUGUAUGAAGCAAUGAAGAAAAAUCUCUCCCUUGAUUAAAUUCUAGACCUGUUUUGCAAAUCAGCCAUCAUUAUUGGCAUGGCUGGCUGUAGAGAUAAUGACGAUACAUGAUUUUACUGGUUAAAUAGCUACUUUUUUGAAGUGAAAGACGGUGCCUUCAGGACAGAAUAGGAAGCUACGGUGGUCUCUCAUAAUUAUUAUUUCCCAGAAGUGAAGUGAUAACUAUGAGAUCAUUGAGACAUCCUUGCUGGCGUACUGUAUUUGUAUCCAGGAAUAUCAGUGGAAUCAGCUCUGUUUAGAAGUAUGAGCUCCACCUCCAUAUGACUAUAUAAGGUGAUGGCAUGAAAUGAGUGUUGGCUUUGAAUGAAGAAACACUAUUGCCUUAGAUAGAAUAAUUAGCUUUGUGUACGCCUGCAAUCCAAUUAGUUUUAUGAUCACAUUGUAUGUUCUGAACGAUGGUUCCUUGUGAUUGAUGGGAAGGGAAGAUGCAUAUGUUUUACUUCUGUCCUAGAUUCCCUGACACUCUGCUACUACAUAUGUACCAUCGGAUGGGAAGGGAAGAUGGGAGUAUACUUCAAAGUCAUAGAAUAAAAACAACUUUAUUGUCUUCUCUUUGUCAGGAAACUAGUAAGUCCCUCUAGAGCUUAAUGAACUGUAGUUUGUACGCAUUGUCCCAUACUAUUUGUUCAACUUAUGACAAAUCUGUUUUUAUUUCCACGAAAGAUCAAAGUUGUUGAGGACACAGCUGUGGCUCUUUCCAUGUGUCCAGUUCUAAUUGUAUUAUUGCAGCCAACUUAACUACAAUGGUGUUUGCAAUAAGUCCAAUUCCACUCUGAAAUGAUAUAUUUUACCUAGUUAUUACAAUUGUUAAUCAUUUGGAUUCUCCUGACUUUGGUAAUUAUGACACUGUUCUAAUUGAAGAGUUAGUUUCUGAACAGGAUAAUUUGUUCAGUUAUAUCAACUUGUAGCUCAUUUUUCUGAUAGCUUGGACAAAUUCUCCUCUAUCACUCAUUUGCUUUAUUUUUGACAUUUCAGUAAGGCAUCGUUGGCUCCGAGUCAGCUAUUCAUCCUGAAUUUCUGAAGGCUUAUUUUGCCCCCGUAUUGGGGUGAGUUUUGUUAGUCAAACUGUAACACACAGGAAAAUACUCAUUAACAUAAUUUACCAUUCCUUGUGCUCCUGAGCUUAAGAGGAGCUUGACCUUUACUGACAACAAAUUGCCCUGCAGAAAGGGUGCUGGUUAUGCA
Oryza brachyantha (malo sina) is the source of this 2976-nucleotide messenger RNA. RefSeq names its product calcium-dependent mitochondrial ATP-magnesium/phosphate carrier protein 2-like. The coding region runs from base 10 to 1770 and encodes 586 amino acids. The transcript has 5 exons. Gene Ontology annotation, biological process: transmembrane transport. The record is from RefSeq and is a predicted model, not a curated record. Gene Ontology annotation, molecular function: ATP transmembrane transporter activity; calcium ion binding. NCBI's taxonomy places the organism in Eukaryota, Viridiplantae, Streptophyta, Magnoliopsida, Poales, Poaceae.